AUGCGUGAUUCCAACUACAGAGCCAUUUCGAGUAACAAAGCGGCAGUUACGAUAACUACAAGUCUUUAUGAUAGACGAGCGUUGGAUGUAACUUCAGACAAACCUUUAGUUAACUCACUAAAUUAUCUCACAUACUUGGUAAGCUCAUCGGCAAAAGUCCGCGAUACACUAUCGGUUGAUGGAGGGAUUGAGAGGUUGAUUGAAAUAUUGCACGAGUGUCAUAACUGCCAGAGGUUUAUUAACGACAACGGGGAUAAACAAGUUUUGACUGCUUGGAAAUGGACAUUAGCUUUUCAAUGCUUAGUACUUGUCGGAACCAGAGGCACGGAGAAGAUUAGACAAAAAGUGGUAAGAGCGGGUAUCCUACCAAUCAUUGCAACUGUAUUAGACAACUACUUGACAUUACACGAACAAGUUUUUUUGCAUACUACUACACAAAAUCAGCAGCCCACACAGCAGCUGUCCCAGCAAUCACAACAACUUGAACAUAGACAUGACGCAUCUAACGACUUUACCCAACAAUAUGAUUCGCGCAUUCAACGUCCAUUUCAAGCUAAUCUCAAUCAGGAAAACCCAGAUGGCGAUACAAUAAACCCGUCGGUAUUACAAGAUACUACGAUCGGAGGGGAUUUAUCAAAUACGACUUUUGUACCCGUACCCAACAGCUUAUACUAUGAUCAAUUUCUGACCGCCGCAGCCGCCUUGGAAUCUACAUCAGCUACUACCUACUCAGCCGACAAUCUCGUUUCUGCUGGUAUAACCAUAGAUAAUAUUAGACAUGAAGAUGUUGAACACUCAAGUCUCGAGAAUUUGUUCCAACUUCUUCGAACCUCGUCACUCAAUGAUGGUAAUGGAAAUGAUGACAAUGACAAGGGCAAUUUCCUCCAUCGCUUACCUAUUUAUUCUGAAGUAAAACGAAAUUUUGUCGUAUUGAAUAUCUUGGGUAGACUUCGAGAGACUAAAGAAGCGGAUAUUUUCGAAGAAGGGUUUGUCAAUGAUUGUGAGUUUGAUAUGGAUAGCAACCUCCAAUUUUUGUCAGAGUUGUAUAUGCGUGAUAUGAACAUCAACAGCAGCACAGGACCAAAAGCAGCAGUACGAUCAUUCACAAAGACUGGGGUGGUCAUACCCAAGGAUGAUGAUAUCGUUUGGUCUUUACAACUACUAGCAUAUAUAUCAAAGUAUCCUUACCUCAAGGAAAUUUUACAAAACACUCAUUUAGUUUUGGACAUGAGUAUACGUGAUAAACAAUUGAAGAUGUAUCUUGAGAAUCAGAUCCGAUUAAAAGUGAAAAAGUCCCUUAGUAUUGGAUCAAGACCCAUUAUUAGGCCAAGAUCGAGAAAACCCAGACUUACUUACCUAAAAAAGUUCAAUCCAAGUGCUUCGAACUCGCCGCAGAUGUUGAAUUCCUUGAACGAUGACAACUUGAUUCUUAAAGACGACAAGUUUUCAUUGUGUGACACGGAAUACGAGGACAGCCAAGAUAUCAGUCGUGUUGAACUUGGCAAAAGCGCAAAUGGGGAGGUCGUUGAGGAGGAAAUUGACGAUGUAGAGGAAGAAAAUGACGAUGAUGUCUACAACGGUAAAGACCAUUCUGACGGAGAUCUGGUUGAAGACUUUUCGGAUUCAAGUGAAGGCACUUUUAAGGAAACCAACGAACGGGUUAAUCUAAUGACGAGUUUGUAUGAAAAAAUUGUUGCAUGUGAGUCGGUCGAUAAUGAAUUUUCACGGAAGAUCAAGCUAUAUCAAUUGAACGGAAAGUUGAGUCGAUUGGUCGACGAAGAGAGCAAGAGGUUGUCGACUACGAUCAUUGAACAGAGGCUAAUAAAAAAGGAGUUUCUUAAGCGCAAGUGGGAUUACGAAGAGUACAAGUACUUUGAUAUUGACGAGUUUGAUGAAGACAAGGAUGAAUCGUUGAGUGAAUACAAAAGAGUCAAUUUGUUCCCACUUGUUGAGAAAUUUACAUUUUUAUCAGGUACUGAUAUGUAUUACUGGUCAGGGGUGAUUAUGAGAAAUUCCUGCCGCCGAAAUGAUCACAAAGGUGGUGUUCGUCAAUGUGGGAAUUUGGAUUGUGGUAAGUGGGAGAAAUAUCCACGCGAAUUUUCAAAAUGUCGCAGAUGUAAACGAACAAAGUAUUGCUCAAGGGAUUGUCAAAUGAAGGCAUGGCAUUGUCAUCGAAAUUGGUGCAUUCCCAGUUCAUCUAGUAGUAGUACUAGUAACCAAACAUCAACCUCAGUGCCUCUGCAUCAACACAAUCAAGACGACGCAAUGACUACUGGACGAAUUAAUACCCUAUCUGAUGAUCCUGGAAGUCAAGCAGGGAGUGAAGGAGGCAAUGAAGAAGGACAAGAAAGCCCUCGGGAACUGUCCUAA
Molecule: messenger RNA, 2370 nt
Organism: Lodderomyces orthopsilosis Co 90-125
Lineage: Eukaryota; Fungi; Ascomycota; Pichiomycetes; Serinales; Debaryomycetaceae
Gene: MUB1
Product: Mub1p
Exons: 1
Coding region: 1-2370 (789 amino acids)
Biological process (GO): establishment or maintenance of cell polarity; ubiquitin-dependent protein catabolic process
Cellular component (GO): MUB1-RAD6-UBR2 ubiquitin ligase complex
Source: RefSeq, a predicted model, not a curated record